This is a messenger RNA of Bombyx mori (domestic silkworm), 1850 nucleotides long. Its product is annotated as synaptic vesicle glycoprotein 2C. Bases 183 to 1727 code for a protein of 514 amino acids. The transcript has 12 exons. Gene Ontology annotation, molecular function: transmembrane transporter activity. Gene Ontology annotation, biological process: transmembrane transport. NCBI's taxonomy places the organism in Eukaryota, Metazoa, Arthropoda, Insecta, Lepidoptera, Bombycidae. Gene Ontology annotation, cellular component: membrane. The record is from RefSeq and is a predicted model, not a curated record.
AGUUCGAUUCGGACGCGCGCGUCGGGUGCACGGGAACAAAAUUCAAAAUUUCAAAAUAUCUAUUUAAAAAAAAAAGGACAUAUCGUAUAAAAUGUAUUGAAACAUUUAAAGAAAAAAAGGUUACUUGGUGUAAUCUUUAAUUCAUAUAAAAAAAUCCAUUAAGAGUACGUACUUCUUCGAAUAUGAAAACCGAAGACGAAAGAACAAUUUCGGAUGUAGAAAAAAGCUCGGAGAAGGUAAACGAACUGUCGUUCGAGGAAGCUUUCGAGUUAACUGGCCAUGGCAGAUUCAAUCAUCUGGUCCUCUUCACGAGCGGUCUGAUCAUGCUGAACGUCUCCAUGGAGUCGGUCGGCAUGAGCUACGCUAUCACCUCAGCUGAGUGUGAGCUUGGAUUGAACAGCAUGCAUAAGGGCUUGAUUAAUGCCGCUGCUUUUAUUGGUAUAAUCGCGACGUCGUUCCUGUGGGGCUAUCUGGGCGACAGAUUGGGUCGCAGAGCCGUCAUGUUGCCAGCGACAGUCGGUUCAGCCUUGUUGUCGGUGGCUUCAUCGUUUUCCAGCAAUUUCUGGAUGCUGAUGCUACUGAGAGUACUCACUGGAUGUCUCAUAUCAGCAUCCAGUGCAACGGUGUAUGCUUACCUCGGCGAGAUGCACACGAGCUCCAGGAGAGCCGCAGCCAUCGCCUGGGGAUCAGCAUUCAUAUCGUUCUCAUUCAUGAUACUACCAGGUCUAGCCUGGCUGAUAAUUCCCGGAAAAUGGACGUUCUCCUUGGUCUUCAUGGAUAUAGUGCCGUGGCGAGCGUUCGUCUGGUGUUGGUGCGCGCCAGGUCUAGCGGCUGCCUUGAUCCUGCUGUUCCUACCCGAAAGCCCAAAAUUUCUGCUGGCCAACAAGGGCCCGGAAGCGGCAUUACCGGUUUUGGCUACUAUGUACGAGUGGAACUAUGGAUCUGGAUUAAAAUAUCCGGUGGGAAGGAUAUCGACGUCAAAUUUAGAUGCCCAAAGAGUUGGAGGAUUCGUCGGAGCUGUGAAGGACAUUGCCCUAAUGUUCAAGCCACCCCUCCUUAGAUGUGUUUUCAUCUCACAUACAUCUAUGUUUGCCGUUUUUAUGGUAUCGAGUGGUCUGUACGUGUGGGUACCGGAUAUCCUCAACAGUAUUCUGCGCGACUCGACCGAUCAGAACAUAACCAUAUGCCAGAUUAUAUCGGAUAAAUUCCAAAAUGCAACCACGGACCCAAUGGGAUCGAGCUGCCGCGCUGACGUGUCUGUCUCCGUGUUCCCGAUCUCGAUGGCCAUGGGCGCCGUGUUCGCGGUCACGUACCUCGCCAUCGGCUUCUUCAUCAACAAGAUCGGAAGAAAGACCCUUUACUGUGGAAUAAUGUUCGUCUGUGGUGUUGCCACGGUGGGAGCAGCGUUCGUGCCCCACGGUGGGGCUGCCACCGCCCUGCUCAUAGUCUCGCUGUGCUCAGGAUGUGCGGCCUCGAUAUUAGCUGCCAUUGUUGUCGACGUGUUCCCCACCUGCUUAAGGGCCAUGGCGAUGUGCGUGAUGUACAUGGUGGGACGUGGAGGCGCUGCAGUGGGCUCCAACUUCCUCGGAGCCACCCUGGACACGCACUGUCAAACAGCCUUCACGGUUUUCGGAGUUUUUACCGCGGGCUCCACAAUUUUAAUGGUGUUUUGGCCAAAACCGGAGAAAGUACGAGAAGAAAUGGAACAAAAAGGUCUCUCGUAUUAAUGAUAAAUUACAAUUGAUGAAAUUCUCAAGACUGCUACGGUUACAGGUGUAAUUGUAAAAUAAAUUCAGUUGUAAUGUUUUGUAUUUAAUUACUUUAGGUAUCAAUAAAACUUGUUUUUCGAA